AUGGAGAGAAGCGCAUGGGCUGCCUCGAGGCCACGGUCUGCGCCGUUAUCCAGUACACCUUCCCGCCGAUUGCGAAGAUGGGGAUGGAGGGCACCCCGAAGGAGGAGAGGCUCCAGAUCCUGGAGGACCUGCGUAAGAUCACAUCUCGCAUCUCCUGGCCCAGAGAGGCUGGCGAAGGAGAUCCAGGGCCUCUGGACGACGGAGGAGAUCGAGCUGCCCCGCCGCUGCGGCGGCGGCGGCCCCGUGCGCGUGCUGCUCGGACGCCCCGCUGGCGACCCGCCCGGCCGAGACCUGCCGCUGGUGGUCUGGCUGCACGGCGGCGGCCUGGUCGCGGGUUGCCCCACCCAGCCGCAACUGGUCCAGGCGCUCCGGGGCGCGGCGAGGGCGUGGCCGCACGCCGACGCCGACGCGGCCGCCCCGCCCCCGGCCUUGUGCUGCUGGGCAGCGGUGCGCUACCGCCUGGCGCCGGAGGCUCAACUCCCCGACGCCGUCGACGACGCCGUGAGCGCCUUCCUGGCACUGGCCGAACCGGCGAGCGCGGCGCGCUUCGGGUACAGCCGCGCCCGCAUGGGCCUCGCCGGCUGCUCCGCCGGCGGCGUUCUCGCCACCCACGCGGCACUGCGGCUCGCAGAGGCCCAGGAGGCGCCGCCGCCGGCCUUCAUGGUGCUGGACUACCCGAUGCUCGACCCCGCCAUGGACACGAGGUCCUGGGCGGAGGGCGCGACCCCGGCUGCCGAGCGCGUGCAGUGGGCCAGCCCGGCGCCGCAUACCGCGUGGGCUGCGCCGCGCCUGAAGGACAUGCGCGCGCUGAUCCUGCUCGGGUGCUGCGAUCCGCUGCACGACGAGGGCCUGGCGCUCGCCGGUCGCCUCAGAGAUGCCGGGGUCCAGGUGCAGGUGGUCGAGGCGGCAGGCAACCACGUGACGGCCCACAUGUUCGACAAGGGGGCUGGCAGCGAGUUCCACAUGGGCGUGUUGAGGCUGUUGACAGAGUGA
Messenger RNA from Prorocentrum cordatum, 993 nucleotides. Lineage: Eukaryota; Dinophyceae; Prorocentrales; Prorocentraceae. The record is from the annotation of a GenBank genome assembly.